ACAGUUUUAUCUUGUAAAUGCAAGUUGUCAGAGCCUUGAGUCAGAUCUUCGCACCCAGACACCAGCGAAACCACUAAGCACAGCGGUGUUUUUUGGGGACAGACACGCAAAGAGAGAAACAGAAGUGAAGACUGCAGGAAGAAGGUCUAAAGGGAAUCAUAUUACAUCUAAGAUGAGGAGAAGAGAAACCCCUCUGUUUAAGCAACAAUCAACACCCAAUUUUGGGAAGGAAAUGCCGCGUCAAUUCACCAAGAUCUCGCUCCAUGAUGUGGACGAGAAGGUACGGCUUAUGGCCGAGAAGGUGUAUGCUUCAGCUCUGAAGGAAGAAGACAGUAAGAACACCAUGUCUAUGUUUACCGUUCCCGAAGACUGUCCCAUUGGCUUACACCAGGCCAAGGAACGGGAACUACUCAAAGAGAUGGCAGAGGAGGAGUCCGAAGAAUCUGUCAAGAGGAAAAAGAGUUUCAAGCUGUUGCGCACACACUCGAUGUCCUUACAGCUUCCCAAUGCUUCCGAAUGGGCAAUGUCUAUCAUUUCACCUCUGAUGAGCCCUUCCACAGAAGAAGGCCCUGCACCUUUCAAUAUCCCAGAAUUCCAGAGGGUCACCAUCAGCGGAGACUACUGUGCAGGGAUAACAGUGGAGGACUACGAGCAAGCAGCGAAAACUCUGCUGACAGCACUCUUCAUCAGAGAGAAAUAUUCCCGACUCGCAUACCAUCAAUUUCCCAGAAUCACAGCCAGGUUUCUGAGGAGUGCCAAUAAUGAGAAAUGGAGUGAAGAAGAUGAAGUACUGCCAGAUAUUUUCCCAUGUCCAAGUGAGGGCGAGGAUCCCUACAGUAUGGAAGACAUCCCACAGAAUCUGAACUACAUCCUAAAGAUGAAAGACGGGAUCAUAAAUGUCUACGAUACUGAAGAGGCUUUAAAACAAAAUCAGCCACGGAGUUUGCCAUAUCCCGACCUGGAAACCUUUGCUAUCGACAUGAGCCACGUCCUUGCCAUGAUCGCAGAUGGGCCAACGAAGACCUAUUGUCACAGAAGGCUUAAUUUCCUGAUGUCCAAGUUCUACCUUCAUGAAAUGCUGAAUGAGAUGGCAGAGUUGAAGGAACUGAAAAGUGUUCCUCACAGAGACUUCUACAACGUCAGAAAGGUUGAUACCCACAUUCACGCAGCUGCCUGCAUGAACCAGAAACAUCUUCUGAAGUUCAUCCAGGAUUCUUAUAAAAAUGAAGCCAACCGGAUAGUGCUGGAGAAGAAUGGAAAGAAGAUGACCCUCAAAGAGGUGUUUGAAAGUCUGAAAAUGGAUCCUUAUGAUCUCACAGUGGACUCACUGGAUGUACACGCUGGCAGACAAACGUUUCAUCGCUUCGAUAAGUUUAAUUCCAAAUACAACCCAGUGGGUGCAAAUGAGCUCCGAGACAUCUAUCUCAAAAGUGAUAACUACAUAGGUGGGGAAUAUUUUGCACGGCUUAUCAAGGAAGUUGCUCAUGAUAUGGAGGAAAGCAAAUACCAGCAUGCAGAACCCCGUCUGUCCAUCUAUGGCCGAUCUCCUGAAGAGUGGGGAAGCUUGUCUAAAUGGUUUAUAAAGCACAAGUUGCACUCCCCUAACAUGAGAUAUAUGAUACAAGUGCCCAGGAUCUAUGACAUUUUCCGUGCAAAGAAGCUUGUCCCUAACUUUGCCAAGAUGCUGGAGAACGUCUUCCUUCCACUAUUUCAGGCCACCGUUAAUCCUCAAGACCACAAAGAAAUACACGUCUUCCUGAAGCAUGUGACCGGGUUUGACAGUGUGGAUGAUGAGUCCAAACACAGUGAUCACAUAUUCACCUAUAAGAGCCCAAGACCAGAAGAGUGGACCUCAGAGGAAAACCCACCAUAUACCUAUUAUCUGUUCCACAUGUAUGCCAACAUCAUGGUCCUCAACAACUUACGCAAGGAACGUGGUCUUAAUACUUUCCAGUUUAGGCCUCAUUGUGGUGAGGCAGGAUCCAUCACUCACCUGGUGUCUGCCUUCCUCACUGCUGACAACAUCUCUCACGGACUCAACCUGAAGAAGAGUCCUGUGCUGCAGUACCUGUAUUACUUGGCCCAGGUGCCUAUCGCCAUGUCACCUCUCAGCAACAACAGCCUGUUUCUGGAGUAUUCUAAGAAUCCUCUGAGGGAGUUCCUGCACAAGGGCCUGUGCGUGUCCCUUUCCACCGACGACCCAAUGCAGUUUCACUACACGAAGGAGGCCCUGAUGGAGGAAUAUGCCAUAGCGGCACAGCUAUGGAAGCUGAGUACAUGCGAUGUUUGUGAGAUCGCCAGAAAUAGCGUCCUCCAAAGCGGUCUGUCUCAUCAGGAAAAGAAGCACUUCCUGGGAGAAAAUUAUCUGGAGGAUGGACCAGAGGGAAACGACAUCCGCAGGACAAAUGUGGCACAGAUCCGUAUGGCAUAUCGGCACGAGACCUUGUGCAAUGAGCUCAGCUUCCUAGUGGAAGCUGUGAAGUCUGAAGCCAUUGCUGCAAAAGCUCCAUAAACACAGCAUUGGUCCAUACAGGCGAACCAGACAUGUAAUGAUGGUGGAGGCUGUAUGCUGCUACAGGAGGUGUAGCAAACAGCACGCACCACAGAAGCACAGCGUACUCUGCACAUUCCCUGCACGGUAAUAAGCCAUGGAGCUACGCGUCUAUGUGCCUUAUAAAUGAUAGAUAUAACAAUACUCACAGUGCCUUACAGGUGAUGGAUAUUUUCACUUCACAUCAUGAAUCCAUUUUUUAAAAAUGGAAUGAUUUGAGGAAAUGUUACUGUAUUUUGCAUAUACAUUUGCUAUGUUUUAUAAGUACUUGGGUGUGUGAUGUUAACAAUGGAUUGUUUUGUUCUGAUCAAUGUUUUACAUAAAAUGGUGACAGAAACAGGACCUAAUUUCAUCACAUAAUAAAUUAGCAAACUUUUGUACACAGAGUUGGCUAUGGGUGUGGUAUGAUGUAUUGGUGCUUGGAUACAGAGUAGCUAUUUGAUAAAAGCUGUAUUAAAUAUACAAGAACUGCACUCGGAUUUAAAUAAAAAAUAAAAACAUGAAA
Messenger RNA from Misgurnus anguillicaudatus (oriental weatherfish), 3056 nucleotides. Lineage: Eukaryota; Metazoa; Chordata; Actinopteri; Cypriniformes; Cobitidae. The record is from RefSeq and is a predicted model, not a curated record.